UGCUCGAUCCUAAUCGUUGCUUCUCAAUUGUUCUCCCCCUUCCUCUCUUCCUCCUCCCGUCUCCCCUUCGAUGGCUCGAUUGAUCUUUGCCAGGACCGUAGCCGGAGCCUCGCCCAGCCUCACUACUGCCGCCCGCCUUUUCAGCUUCCGUCUCCUCUCCGGCCGUCCCGAGAAGGUAGAGCUCUUCGAGCAGGAGAUCCAGGCAGAGGAUCCCUACUCGGAGAUCGAGGUCCUCGGGAUGCGACGCCUCGAGGAAGCCAUAUACGCCAUCAUAGUUCGCAGAUCCGCUCCCGAUUGGCUGCCCUUCAUCCCUGGCUCCUCCUACUGGGUUCCGCCCCGCAGGCGCCCUCAUGGUGUCAUCGAUCUCGUCCACAGGCUCACGUAUCCGAUGACAGAGGACGAGAUCAUGUCGUUCACCACGGAUCGUGGCUGGCCUUCCUCCUCCUAUUUUGUGAAAGGUACACCUCUGCAACCAAUGAAGAAGAGCAAAGGGAGGACCAAGGUGCACUCUGAUGAUGAAGAACGCUAAACGUCGCCCAACAGGUUGCCAUUGAGGCUCUUUCAUGCUGCGACUUAAAUGCCAAGCAUUUCAGCUCCUUGUACACAUGGGAAGGGAGAUUGCAGCUGUUGGCUUUCAGUUCACCAAUGCAAACUAGUCCUACCUUCUCUUCCUGCCCCCAGGCAUUCAGAUGUUGCAACUUUGGUAAAACUUUGUUCAUAAUGUGAUCAAUAAUGAUCUAAUCCACUUAUAUUCAUAUCUAUUCCAUAAUGAAAAUGAUAAAAUUGGCAUGUGACCACGGACAAUGCCUCA
Molecule: messenger RNA, 811 nt
Organism: Musa acuminata AAA Group (dessert banana)
Lineage: Eukaryota; Viridiplantae; Streptophyta; Magnoliopsida; Zingiberales; Musaceae
Exons: 3
Coding region: 71-529 (152 amino acids)
Source: RefSeq, a predicted model, not a curated record